This is a messenger RNA of Glycine soja, 1625 nucleotides long. RefSeq lists its product as uncharacterized. The coding region runs from base 17 to 1171 and encodes 384 amino acids. NCBI's taxonomy places the organism in Eukaryota, Viridiplantae, Streptophyta, Magnoliopsida, Fabales, Fabaceae. The record is from RefSeq and is a predicted model, not a curated record. The transcript has 4 exons.
UUCUAUUCAACAUUUCAUGCUCCAACUCCCUACUACCAGUACUACCCCUCUCCCCAUUCUCUCUUUCUUUGUUGGGCCUUCCACCAUGAGUGACGCCGGCCUCUGCCUUCCGCCGCAGUUCCUCGCCGGAGACACCCACAGAACCCUUUCGAACUCCGAUUUCAGCUUCCCUUCGGAGUUCCCUUACGAGUUCCGAGUGUCUUCUCCGCCCUCCACGGAGACCGAGAGCAGCGACGGCGAAGAGAACUUCCUCGCCGGCCUCACUCGCCGACUCAGUCAGACCUCGCUUCACGAAGCUCGCAAGCAGUUCUCCACUGUUUCGGAGAUUCCAAGGAAGACCCGUCAGGGUUUGGUCGGUUCCCCUCAGUCGACGCUCGCCGGAAUCGGCAGCUGGUCCGGUCGGAGCACCAUUUCCGGCGAAGGAAGCCCCAACGGGUACACGCGUGUCCCCUCGCCCUCAACGACGCCGUUUGACGAAAACAACGACCCCUGGGAAGUGAUUUACGCAGUAGCAGGACAAAUCGCAAGGAUGAAGAUAAACAAAAACAACCAAGUUCCACCACAGUUUGAUUUUCACAACAAUAGAGGGUUACUCACUCAUCAUCGCCCUAACCAGAGUUUCAAUCAGCUUAACCAAGUUGUGAGAGCAAAGCAACAGUGUGGUUCGGUUUGGGGAAGGCCAACUAAGCCAAACUAUUUGGUGCAGCAGCAACAGGUUCAGGUUCAGGUUCAGAACAGAGCGCGUGAGUUUGGACACGAGAGUGUGAAUGUGAAAUGCACUCGUCCAUCUGCGUGGCCCCCUUUGCAAGUUGAGCAACAGAAUAACCGGGUACAGCUUGGCGGAUCGCGGGUUGUUAUACCCGGUGGGGGUGGGUCUUCUGUGAAAAAGGGGUGUGGUGGAACUGGGGUGUUCUUGCCUCGCCAUUAUGAAACCCCUUCUGAGCCACCUCGCAAGAAAACUGGUUGUGCGCCUGUUUUGUUACCAGCAAAGGUGGUUCAUGCUUUGAACUUGAAUAUUGAUGACUUGAACGGGACUACCCAACCGCGUUUCUCGAAUGCUUUUGCUGUAGAUUAUGAUGCGAUUUUAGCGAGGAGAAACGCGCUUCUGAUGCAACAGCGAGAAGAGGCAGCUAACUAUGAAAUUCGCCUCCCUCAAGAGUGGACUUACUGACAAAAGAAGGCACAAGUUUUCUCCUAAAGAAAUUUGAAGUAGUUUUAUUUUGGUUGUUUUGACAGAAGAAGAAAUUGGAAGAAUGUGUUUGGCUAGGUUAGGAAGAAAGGGGUUGCAUUGCAGCUUUUGGGACCUGGUUUUUAGCGGAAGGAAAUAGUGAAAGGAUAGCAGUUUUAGGCAAGGCUUCUUUUUUCCUUUUUCUCUUUUUUACCCUUUUAUUUAUUAUAUGUAAUAAGAUAGGAUAAGCGGCGUCGUUUUCUUUUGCGUUAUGGUUAUGGUGAUAAUACUGAUGGGGGCUUGAGCGCAAGGUAUGGUGUGGUUCAACUUUCCCCAAGUUUCAAGUCAGGUGUUGAAAAUUGGUCGAUUACCCAUGUGAAAAUCCCCGCUCAUUAUUAUGGUAUAUAGUAUGUAAUAAGUUUAUACUUACUAUGUAAUAAAAUUAGCUCUUCUACCA